GGAGAUUUGGGGUGGGGCGCAGAGGACGACGCUGCAAAGGCGCGGUUGCCGGAGAAACCUGUGAAGCUGCGCCUAUGGGUGUCCCUGCCGUGUGACAGGCGGAAGGCGACCUCGCACCGCCGGGCAUCUUCUGCGGAAACAGCUCCGGUGCAGGGACGCGCGAGUGCGGCCCGGGCCCAGGAUGGCCAGAGAGUCGGGCCAGGGCGCGGCCCUGGACGCCCGGGAGGCCGACGACCGGGCCGGGAUCCCGGCCGUAAAGGCGGAGGACGAGGAGGCCCCGGGUCCCGAGCGCUCGCGCCAGCGCUUCCGCGGCUUCCGGUACCCGGAGGCCGGGGGACCCCGCCGCGCGCUGCGCCGGCUCCGCGAGCUCUGCCGCCUGUGGCUGCGGCCCGAGACGCACAGCAAGGAGCAGAUGCUGGAGCUGCUGGUGCUCGAGCAGUUCCUGCGCAUCUUGCCCGCGGGGCUGCGGGCUCGGAUGCGGGAGCUGCGCCCGCAGAGCGGCGAGGAGGCGGUGGCGCUGCUGGAGGAUCUGCAGGGCCCGCGGGCGGAGCCCGAGCCGCAGCAGGGCAUGACUGACAGCGGCUGGCCCUUUGUUCUUUCAGGUGGUGAAAUGCAGGUGAAGAUCAGGGACUUGCCUCUAGCUGAGGAGCAUCCGGAACAAGAGCCGGGGCUGAUGCGGUGCCACCAGGGCGAAGCCAUUGCCCAGACACCCCCACGAGCAGGGGCAGGUGAACAGGGCAGGUUACAGACGAAGCAGAGGGACACCAGCGUGAGGAGGCGGCACGUUUGCCACGAGUGUGGAAAGAGCUUUGCUCAGAGUUCAGGCCUGACUAAGCACAGGAGAAUCCACACUGGGGAGAAGCCCUAUGCAUGUGAGGACUGUGGCAAGUCCUUCGUUGGCAGCUCGGCCCUUGUCAUUCACCAGAGAGUCCACACUGGGGAGAAGCCCUAUGCAUGUGAGGACUGUGGCAAGGUAUUCAGCCACAGCUCAAACCUCAUCAAGCACCAAAGGACGCACACUGGGGAGAAGCCCUACGAGUGUGAGGACUGUGGGAAGGCCUUUAGCCAGAGCUGCAGUCUGCUUGAGCAUCACAGAAUCCACACUGGGGAGAAGCCAUACCACUGCAGCGCAUGUGGCAAAGCCUUUAGGCGGAAUUCGCAUCUCCUGAGACACCAAAGGGUCCAUGGCGAUGGACAUGUCCAGGAUCCUGAGCGCGGAGAGACUUGGGAGAGUCACGGGAAGGUGGCGAGCCAGGAGGGGGAGGUCGCGGCUCCCGUGUCUUAUAAAUGUAAUGAGUGCGAGCGAAGUUUCACGAGGAACAGAAGCCUUGUUGAACAUCAGAAAAUCCACACUGGUGAGAAACCCCACGAGUGUGAGGCAUGUGGAAAAGGCUUCACCCGAACAUCAUACCUUGUUCAACAUCAGAGAAGCCACGUUGUCAAAAAGAUCGUGUCCCGGGGACCUGUAUCUUUGGUGCCCAAAUUGCUGCUCCUUCCUCUUUGAACGAAGCCUCCCUGGAGCCCCUCCUGACCACAGAAGUAAUGGGCUGGGGCUUUAUUCACCACAC
Pteronotus mesoamericanus is the source of this 1568-nucleotide messenger RNA. Its product is annotated as zinc finger protein with KRAB and SCAN domains 4-like. Bases 182 to 1504 code for a protein of 440 amino acids. The transcript is spliced from 2 exons. Gene Ontology annotation, cellular component: nucleus. The record is from RefSeq and is a predicted model, not a curated record. NCBI's taxonomy places the organism in Eukaryota, Metazoa, Chordata, Mammalia, Chiroptera, Mormoopidae. Gene Ontology annotation, biological process: regulation of gene expression.